This is a messenger RNA of Penaeus vannamei (Pacific white shrimp), 3686 nucleotides long. RefSeq names its product monocarboxylate transporter 12. Gene Ontology annotation, molecular function: monocarboxylic acid transmembrane transporter activity. Gene Ontology annotation, biological process: monocarboxylic acid transport; transmembrane transport. Gene Ontology annotation, cellular component: membrane. Lineage: Eukaryota; Metazoa; Arthropoda; Malacostraca; Decapoda; Penaeidae. The record is from RefSeq and is a predicted model, not a curated record.
GGCAGAGUGACUGGGACGCCUACAGUCUCGCGUGUACUCCGGUAGGGAACGGUAGUGGUGCUGGUAGUACGUGUUCACCCUCCUGAGUAACUCGCCAGGCAUCCUCUCAGUCGGCUUGCCUUGCCAGGUGCCUGCGCUGUGUUAGCGCGCGAACACGUCUCCUCGAGGGAAGGUGGAACUCAAGCGGGUAUCUGAGCAUCUCCAAGUUACAAUGUCUUUAUUCUUAUUCGAUAUUGUUUGACCCGAAGCCCCGUACUAUUUGUUUGCUGCAAGGGGAGUGACAGUUCUAAUUUAUUAGUAAACUCCACGUUUAGCGAGAGAAGCGCAUCCUAGACCAUAGAACAGACAGUGAUAAUAACAAUACUAAAAGACAUUACGACUGAGAAAUUGGGCAACGAUUCUGAAUGGGUGUUUCUACCAGGUGAAGGCCAAAAGAGUCAGACCCCCUGACCUGUAGCAGUAUCAGAAGGAUACUGUUUUGGUCUGACGUAAUCUGACAGAACACAGGUGUCUGUGUGUAUGUGUUCGUAGAGUAGUCACACCCUCUUGUUAUAUAUUUAGUCCCCGCUACACCCACGUGCUGCUGCGAGCCACUAUGGGACAGCUUUCCGGGGUUGGAUCACAGAAAAGCAUGAUACUGUGAUCAUAACACAGCUUGAACAAUGGACACUUUUCAGUCGUGAGACCAUAUUUAUAUAACAUAUUUAACCACAGGAAGAGAAAACACCUAUAAGCCAUUGUGCAUGAAAAAGUGUUUUGUUUUGUUUAGUUGAAAACAGUGUACAUCCCUGACCAUGAUCACAAGAAAUAUCUUUAAAACAAUAAAUCGGUGAUAGAGACACGUAGCAAAAGCAACUUCCAAGGACUAAAGGGUGAUCAGGAGCGUCCGAGACUGCCAGCGGGAAGUUAUCCGGCAAGAAAGCUGUGACCAAAAUGACGGCAGAAACCAGGACAAAGACUCGUACUGUGUCCUUCGGCGAGGAUCAACAGAGUGAGUGCGAGGCCGGCCGUGAUGACGUGCGCGACGGGGUCCCAUACGACGAUGACGAGGACGACGCCGCUUCCGUCACGUCCCUGCCCGCCGAGCUCCCCCCUCCCCCCGACGGAGGCUGGGGCUGGGUCAUCGUGGUGGUGUCCUUCCUCUGCAACGCCAUCGUGGACGGCGUGGCUUACUCCUUCAGCCCCUACAUCGACAUCCUGUCCAAGCAGUUCGAUGCACCCAAGGGAAAGGUGGCGUGGAUUCCGUCCCUUCUCGCCGGCGUCUACCUCAGCGCUGGCCCCAUCGUCUCGGCCCUCAGCAACAAGUUCGGAUGCCGGGUCGUCUGCUGCGUCGGCGGUCUGGUGGCUUCGAUCGCCUACUUCCUCACCAUCUUUGCGAACUCCACCGAGUAUCUUAUGGUGUUCCAGGGAUGCCUCGCAGGUAUCGGCUUCGGGUUGAUCUACCUGCCGGCGGUGGUCUGCGUCGGCUACUACUUCGAGUCCAAGCGUGCCCUAGCCACGGGUAUCGCGGUCUGCGGCUCGGGUAUCGGCACCAUGAUCUUCCCUCCCUUCAUCAACUACAUGAUCGGAGAGUACUCGUGGAAGGGCACCAACCUCCUGAUCGCGGGAUUGAUUCUCAACUGUUGCUGGUUCGGCGCUCUCAUGAGGCCUCUGGAGGUCCCCAGGAUGAAGAAGAAAGACCUCCUUCAGCGCCUGGCAGAGGAGAAGCGGGCGACUUUGGCAAGAGGGUCGAUCUGUGAUCCUAAUAGGGAGGCAAAUGCUGACCCAGGAGUGCACUCCCACCUCAAUCUCUCUGGCUACCUGACACCUGUGGGUACAACGUUAGCUCUGCCAACUAUCCAAGAGACCCAGGGCAACACCCCUCCUGACCAGGAAGCCCCCAUUGCUGCCACUGAUGCUGAAGAGGUUUCCCCAACAACCCCUCCAGCCACUGAGCAGGACACAACUGAUGAACGCCAGAACUUGGUGAAUGGAGCAAAGGCCUCAGCUGUGCCUGCGCGGAUGACAGCUGCAGCCAAAAUACCCCGCAAUUGCUCCCAGCCAGUGAUGGCUCGAGACCCAACCAGACAGAUACCCAAAAAUGGAUCCGUCCCCAAUUUUGAACGGAAAUUCUCAAAAGUCGAUAUUGCAAACCAUAUGAAGGUAGUCCCAGCCACCCCCAAGGCAUCUUCCACCAACCUGCGUGGCCUCGGCUCGCAGGAGAUGAUGCGCCGAGUGUCAUCAGGUUAUGGUCGUGUUAACUCAAAUAAUUCCUUUGUGGAUCCUGAAAUGGCUGGUGCGCUUCGGCAGAGACGUUCAUCUUCAAAAUCGAUGAUGUUGCGCCCGAUGUCCCGUCAUGACAUUUUCUACUCGGGAAGUAUUGCAAAUUUAAGAGAAUUCAAGUCUCAAGAAUCCAUGCUGUCCUAUCGUGAAUCAGCCCUCAACCUGCAAGGAACGGGAGCCUCCAAAGUGGUCAUUGAUGCUCUGGAUGGACCGGAAGAGGAAAGAGGAUUGUGUUCCUGCCUUCCUGAAUCCAUGCGAGGAACACUCAGCCAGAUGAUGGACUUCAGUCUCUUGAAGAACCCGGUGUUCCUUAUGAUCGGUGUGGCCAACCUCUUUGGUAUGCUUGGCUUCUACACACCUUUUGUAUAUCUUCCAGAUGCAGCUAAGGAAAAGGGAGUGGAUCCUGACUAUGCUACCUUUUUGGUCUCCAUCAUUGGUAUUACAAACACCGUUGGUAGGGUGUUGUCAGGACUCAUAGCUGACAUACCGAAAGUCAGCGCUCUUUGGGUCAACAAUGUUUGCAUCAUCCUCUCUGGCGUUUGUGUCUUCCUCACCCCCUUUGCUACAUCAUAUGGAUCCUUUGUCACAAUUUCACUUUUCUUCGGGUUCUUCGUUUCUGCCUACAUCUCCCUCUCAUCCAUCAUCCUGGUAGAGCUCCUUGGUCUGUCGCAGCUCACCAAUGCCUUUGGCCUCCUCAUCCUCUUCCGUGGAUCAGCCUCUAUGGUGGGCCCUCCCAUUGCAGGAAGUAUCUAUGAUGCCACAAAGAACUACGAUAUAUCAUUCUACUCAGCGGGCACUGCUAUUUUGUGUGCUGGCCUUCAUUGCCUUGUUCCAUGCGUCCAACGCAUGUGUGAUGGAAAUGCGCCGGUGGGAUACACCACUAAUGAAGAAUGGCAGAUGGAUGCUGUGCCAGAAGAAGAUGAAGAUGAAGGUGCUGUCUCUCCUGACACUGGUGAAGGCAUUGGCAUUAUUCUGGAUAUCAAGCCAAAAAUUACAACUGUCCUGCAUCAAGAUAGUGGUGAAAAUAAAAUUGUACUUGACAGCACACAAAAUGAAAAAGGAAAGGAGAUCGUUUCAUCACUGUGAAGCCAAGAGCUUAUUUCUGCCUGAUGGAUGAAAAAGAAAUCAAAUGCCAUUUAGCAUUUCACUGAAAUUCAGCUGCUUCUGUGAAUCAGAGCUUACAAAUUCAGACAAUUAUGUUUGUGUAUUCACUCUUGCCAACAGUUCAUGUUGCUGGACAACCAGAUGGUGCAUGUUGCACUCAUUCAGAAAGUGGUAUGUGAUUCGCUGAUGCUGGUCUUUCACAAUAUAUGUUCAUUAUAACUUAGAUGUUUGGUGUUAAUGUGAUAUAGAUAAAUAUUUUUAGUGAAUAUAAUCAUUUUUGCAGAGAAUGAGUUCUAACAAAAAAUGGAGCUCAAGAAUAA